This is a messenger RNA of Gaeumannomyces tritici R3-111a-1, 2076 nucleotides long. RefSeq names its product poly(A) polymerase. The record is from RefSeq and is a predicted model, not a curated record. NCBI's taxonomy places the organism in Eukaryota, Fungi, Ascomycota, Sordariomycetes, Magnaporthales, Magnaporthaceae. Gene Ontology annotation, biological process: tRNA 3'-terminal CCA addition. The transcript has a single exon. The coding region runs from base 125 to 1891 and encodes 588 amino acids. Gene Ontology annotation, molecular function: RNA binding; ATP:3'-cytidine-cytidine-tRNA adenylyltransferase activity.
GACGAAAAUGGAGGGAAGAGAGCGGAAGAGUCACACAUUGCGACACUCCGCGCCGCGCCUCACGUGUAAUCGAAACAAUCUCUCACCACGCGCACCGCGGCCCAUGGGACUCAUGUCGUAGUACAUGUUUCGUGGUUUUGGUCGCCUGAAAAGUACGCUUCUGUUUGUUCUCCGCAUGAAACGAAAGCUGGAUCUGAUAUCAGACGGUCCGUCGCUGAAGCCCGGGAUGCGUGCCAUCUCGCUCAACCCGCGCGAGAAGCAGUUCAAAGGCCUGCUGUUAGAUGUCGCGAGGAGCAUCCAUGACAAGGCCAAGGUCGAGGCGGCCGCGGUCGCUGUUGGCUCUGCAGCCGAGUCGGAGCCUGUCGUGCUCCGCUGGGCGGGCGGCUGGGUCCGGGACAAGCUGCUGGGCAUAGAGAGCCACGACAUCGAUGUGGCCAUCAACUCCAUGACCGGCGAGGCCUUCACGAGCCACCUGGUCGAGUUCUGCGCCGACCCCGCCAACGUCGAGCGCCAUGGCGUCACGCCCGGCGACAUCGGCAACCUGCACAAGAUCGCCGCCAACCCGGACAAGUCCAAGCACCUCGAGACGGUGGCCACGCGCAUGUUCGGCAUCGAGGUCGACUUUGUCAACCUGCGCAAGGAGACGUACGCCCAGGACAGCCGCAACCCGCAGAUGGAGUUUGGGACCGCCAAGGAGGACGCCCUGCGCCGCGACGCCACUGUCAACGCGCUGUUCUACAACAUCAAUACAGACGAGAUCGAGGACUUUGUCGGCGGCAUGCUCGACCUGGAACGCAAGCUGAUCCGCACCCCGCUGGAGCCGCUGCAGACCUUCACCGACGACCCGCUGCGUGUGCUGCGCCUCGUGCGCUUCGCCAGCCGCCUGGGCUUCUCCAUCGACCCGGCCGCCGAGGAGACCAUGAGCAAGCCCGCCGUGCUCGAGGCCCUGAGGCUCAAGAUCAGCCGCGAGCGCGUCGGCAUCGAGGUCGACAAGAUGCUCAAGGGCAAGCACCCGCGCGACUCGCUGCACCUCAUCGAGCGCCUCAGGCUCUACGGCGCCGUCUUCACCGACCCGACGCGCGGGCAGGAGGGCGUGCCGACGCCCGACAUUUCCCGCUGGGCGGCCGCCUACGAGUGCAUGCAUCACCUGGCUGGCAACCGAACCCCCGGCUCCAUCUACAACGUUCUCGUGCGCACCGAGGAGGACGCCGCCUUCGGCUGGACCAUCGCCGCCCUGCUGCCGUGGGAGGCCCUGCCGGCGGCCGAGGUCCCGACCAAGGGCACGCACACGCUACCACUGGCCACGCUUGCCGCGCGCGAGGGCAUCCGGGCCGGCAACAAACUAUGCGACAUAGUUACGGCCAUGCAUCGAAACCGCGCCCAGAUUGAGGAUCUUAAGCGUGCCGUGUGCGCGGGAGAGGCGCGGGCGCGCCAGCGUGACCUGAUGGGCAUGGCGGUCCGCGCCUGGGACACACGGACGGGCAACUGGAGGCUGCAGGUCCUGGGGGUCGCGCUGCUCGAGAUUAUGCAGCGAUCGGAUACGGGCGAUUCGGCACAAUCUAAGGACAGUGCCCUCGACACCCAGUCUGGCCAACCCCUCGGGAAUCCCGCAGCCCGAGACGAGGUGCUGGCCGGCUGGCAAAAGUUCCUCGACCACCUGGACGAGCUGGACGUGCUGGAGGCGCCGUCGUUCAAGCGCCUGGUGGACGGGAAAAUGCUCUCCAAGGCGUUGGGGGUCAAGCCGGGCAAGUGGAUGACGCCGGCCAUGGACGUGUGCAUGGAAUGGCAGCUCCGAAACCCAGGCGUGACGGACACGGUGGGUGCCAUAGACGAGGUUAGAAAACGUGCCGACGAGCUAGGCAUCGUUGGUGUGGCCAAGGCAAACUGCUGAUAUGCCCCCAGGCGUUGGGGCAGUAUUUUAUUGGCCUCGGUUCUUAUCUUGUGUCAGUUUUAGACAUCUCACUUGCUAGAUUCUGAAGACACAAUCAGUGAAAGUCUAGGCUUUGGGUAGCAUCCAUGCUCAGCUCCCCGCGUGCCAACCUUACCCCACAACAGUGCAGCGAUCCACUGUUGGCC